This is a messenger RNA of Protopolystoma xenopodis, 699 nucleotides long. The record is from the annotation of a GenBank genome assembly. NCBI's taxonomy places the organism in Eukaryota, Metazoa, Platyhelminthes, Monogenea, Polystomatidea, Polystomatidae.
CCAGACAGCCAAGUGCCUGAAACUUCCUCGUCUCCAGUUUUGGCGCCUGCGACCCCACCGCCCCAAUCCCAAGACCCCUGUCCCUAUCUUGCACCGGAGACGGUGGCUCUCAUCAACUCUGCAGUCGCCCGACACUGUGAUGCCUUCGGCAUCAUUCAAGAGAUCUUCUACCAGUUCGUGCCGAGUGCUCCGGUCGGGUUCUGUGACUCAGUCCAGGUGUCCAUCUGCCUGGAUGGGAUGCCUGCUCUCCUGGACGACUCCAUUUCCCAGACGAUGCCUGAAUCCGUCUCGAGAAUGAAGCUGGUGCCGGCAAUCUUGUCAGGGCCCGAGUCCAGGAAUCGCAGGGAGGCGGUAGAGAUGAGCGAUCGCGAGACCGCCGUGUGGCCGGGACUCGGUCUACAACCUGACCACUCGCUUCCAAAGGGUCUGUUCGACACGCAGGAGAAGUGCCGACUUGCCUGCCUAUCAUCAGUUGCCACGCCAAGUGCUCCCACUGUCCUAGCAACUCAAGAGCCGUAUCUUCUCGAAAGCCAGAGCAAACCAGCGGCACUGCAAAGCAAUCUCAGGAGGCGGAGAAAAAGGGCAUCUGACCCCGACCGCUCAAGGCAGAAUACAGCCUGGAUUCUGGGGAGACUAGAUUCUCCUAGUAGUGCCUCACUUCUACAAACUGGUAAGAUAUGCCUUAGAGACCGUAUUUAA